AUGGUAGCAAAGGGAAUACCAUCGACGCGGUCGAGGUCGAGGUCCACCGACCACACAGAGCGCCUCGAGCCGCAAUUGCUGCGCGCUGCCGAAAAUGACGAUGUCGAAAGGAUACGAACCCUCAUUGAUGAAUCCAGGACCAGAGGCCAACUGCAAGAUCAUCAUAUGCGGAUUACGUUGAUGCGAAGCUCAGAGAAGGGCAAGGCCGCGGUAACGCGCUAUCUUUUAUCACAAGGUGCGCCUGCCGGUGCGGCACCUGGAAGUCGACAAUCUCCUCUCCUCCGAGCCGUCGAAAGAGACCAUGCUGCUAUUGUUCAUCUGUUGCUUGAGCAUGGGGCGAAUCCAGAGACUGCCGACAAGAAGGGACGAACUGCGCUCAUGACGGCGGCCUGGAAGAAUCAUUGGCAUAUCUUGAAUUCGCUCAUCCUAAAGGGCGCCAACGCCAAUGCGAAGGACCUGCGCGGGAGAAAUGUGCUUCAUAAUUUGGCUGCAGACAAAGUGAUGGACUGGGGCGAUUCCGUUAUUGAACUCCUGUUGAACCAGCAUAUCCACAUUGAUGGCAAGGAGGGGCAAGAUAAUUUACAUCGGACACCUCUCCACUGGGCUUGUGCCACAGGCAAGAAACGUUUAGUCGAACAGCUGCUCACCCGAUCCAGGGGUGGUCCAUCAGCAAAUAUCGCUGCAGUGGAAAUACGGGAGAAGACAGGUCUACACAUUGCAGCUGCGCAUGACAGAGAUGAUAUUGUUCAGUUGCUUCUUCAGUACGGUGCCAGUGUCCAUGCAAGGAGCGAUGGCGGUUGGACACCUCUCCAUAAUGCCUGCAAAAUUGGCUCCCUGAAUAUUGUGCGCAUCUUGAUAGCUGCUGGUGCAGACAUAAAUGGGAAACUUCUCACCGGAAUGUCUCCACUUCAUCUCGCCGCCGAAGGAGGCCACAUAAGUGUUGUUCAAUGCCUGCUGGAUUGCAAAGAUAUCAAAAGGGCUGCUCGGGACACCUUUGGAAGCACUCCCUUCCUUCGAGCCGCGCAGAAUAAACGCAAAGAUAUCGUCAAUCUUCUAGCCCCUUUUAAUAAUAUUGGGACAUUGUCGGAGGAUGCCCUCGGAGCCUGCAACGGUUUCAACGCGACGAUUGUCGACUUUGGAAAUUUCCAUAAUGAAAAUAGAGUACAACGGAAAACAGUUUUCGAAUUACUCUACGCGCGCGAUUCAGUCAAUUCACGAAAACCUGCCAUGAAUAUUCGUCCUACAGACAAGGCCGCAAAUUUUCGAUGGAUCCACCUUCCUGCAAACAAUAUGGCCUGGGUGGAGGCUCUUUUGACUAAGUUAUUCAUCGAAGAAGGUGCAAGUGACAUCGAAGGUUUCAAAGCGCUAGAAAGAUCGUUUAGUCACCAACACCGAGGCCAGCGGAGUCAUUCACACUUCAUGAGACCGCUAUGUCAAAGCACUCCUCGAGUUCCUAGACUUCCUGAAGCCGAGACAUUCAAUUCCGCAGAGGAGCAAGGACCUCCAAUAAUCAUCGUUAAUGGAGGUCCGGAUUCAAAUGCCACUCCUCCUCCCCGGACUCCUGUCCGGGCCUCUACCUCGUCUCCAGGGGACGAUCUUUCGGAGUGGUUAAGAAAGUCAUCGCCACAUGGUGGAAAAGACCACGCCAAGGGAAGCCAGAAGGAGAAGCCAAAGAAGGGCCAUGGAAAGGGCAACAAGUCUCCUAAGAUUGGGAUUGAAACGCCGACUCCUAAGGAGCAGCGCAAGGCGAACUACCUACACCAAAACAAGCAUUCCCACUCCACAAGUUCUCUAGGCCGAAAGGAUAACUUACAUAUAUCUAAGGGUAGCUUCUAUACGUUUAUGCCGUAUCUGCAUUUUGAAACAAACGAGCGGUGCCAACAAAUGCAAGCGGCAAUCAAACGCGCCGAAACGCUUAAAUCCCCAUUUUAUCCUUCGCUCACCAAAUCUACAACAUAUGACGAGAUGCUUAUCCGUGCACAUCUUGCGAGCUCCACAGUUUCCCUGCAUGUGCGGCGCACUCUUGAUCAAUCAUUUUACCACAAUAUCGAUACUCACUACCGUGACCAAGAUCAAGUAGUCUAUCGCUACCAGCUGAAAGAAAAAGCCCCCGAAGAAUCUUGUGAUCCUAAAAUCGUUAUGGUGGACCAACUUUGGAUGUGGGUACUUGGGAAGGACCUCGUCGUAACCUGUUUCCCACAACGGUGGCAGCAACCCAAGAAUGACCCUCUGAAUGUCCUUGACAGUAUUAUAGAGGACAUUAAUGACAAAACUCGCGAACCGGUCGGGUCGGUAUACGAUCUGGCCAUGAUUGUUACAAGUCGUUGUACAGGAGUAUUCGAUCGGCAUCGUAUGGGCGGCGAAGACUACCAAUUCCUUGACAUGUUUGAAUCUAGCAUUGGCGACGCAACCGAUAGGGAAACAGUUCUAUUUAAAGAAUUUAAUACUGCUUCUGCGCAGGCUUCCCGCUGGCUAGCUCAUCAUCGACGGCUAAAUCAGCCAUCUCGAGUCAUGCAAUAUAAUUCUUCUGACUUCGAUAAUUCUCAUAAUGCGGAACGAGAGAUGCAGGAAGAUGGUUUCAAUUUCGAGGACUUCAUGCGCGGGCCUGUAUUUGUCGACAAAUUACUCGAGAUUUACAACGAAACUGCACUGUUGGCUGAGACGAAAGAUAUCAGAGAUGAGUUGAAUAUGAUAAAGAAGGUCUUUGAGGAUCAGCAACUAGUUCUCCCAACACUCGAAACCGCUAUCUGCGACAUUUAUAAGGAUGAACAACGAUCACAGCAGGAGGUCAAAAAGCGAUUUGCGGAUCAGAUGAAGACUGUCGGCACGCAUGUCAAGGAUAUUGACCGCAUGGAUAAACAAGCAGAACGCAUUUAUUACUCAGUCACCGACAUGCUAGAUCUGAAACAAAAGCACGCCAACGCUUUCGAAGCUCGCUUUGCGCGCGACCAGGCUACUAGCACCGCGAGGCAGAGUCAAACUAUUAUGGUCUUUACGAUUGUCACGAUUAUCUUCUUGCCAGUGAGCUUCAUCGCAAGUUUCUUCACGGUCCCGAUCAGAGAAUUCCCAAAAGGCGACAACGGCCCGAGUCUGCCACUAUCAUAUGUGAGCAAGUAUAUGUUCGGGAUCGGGCUUGCUAUUUCGAUUCCUAUGGUAUUUAUCGCAUUCUAUCUUGAAGAUAUUGGAAUAUUUAUCAAAAACUCGAAGAAUUUCAUGAAGCAACGAAAACGGGCAAAGAAUGAGCGGAAUAAUAUUUAUUCGGAGAGUGGAGGCAAUGCAAGUGCUCUUGAAGUGUUCAAAAUCGAGCAAAUGCUUAGUGGGGCUCGUAGUGCGAGGAAGAGUGUUGAGACCGAAUGGAUACGUGAUCGCCUUUCCGUUUCCGCGAGGGUGCCGACUCCCAGGUCUGCGGGAAGGCCGGAAAAUGUUAGUACGGGGUUCCGGAUGAGGAUGAGCCAUGACGUUGAAAGGGGCGUCUAA
This is a messenger RNA of Venustampulla echinocandica, 3477 nucleotides long. RefSeq names its product Ankyrin repeat-containing protein. Bases 1 to 3477 code for a protein of 1158 amino acids. Gene Ontology annotation, biological process: metal ion transport; transmembrane transport. NCBI's taxonomy places the organism in Eukaryota, Fungi, Ascomycota, Leotiomycetes, Helotiales, Pleuroascaceae. The transcript has a single exon. Gene Ontology annotation, molecular function: metal ion transmembrane transporter activity; protein binding. The record is from RefSeq and is a predicted model, not a curated record. Gene Ontology annotation, cellular component: membrane.